UCCACCACCCCGUCGCCAUGCCACCCGCCCUCACGCGCACACCCUUUGUAGAGACCCGUCUCACGCUCGACACUACGGCCUGCUCUGCUGUGUUUGAGCGUGCUCGUGCGACCGACCUCCUUAUUCUCUGCUGUGAGUAGUGUCUGCCAAUGUCCACGAACGUUCUUUCGUCAUCCGGCGGAGGGCGUCAGCCACGGAGUAUGGAGUGUCGGGGACAUCACAACCGGUGUGAUGCCGAGUGAGGUCAAGUAUCCUCGUCCUCUCUCCGUCCUACUAGCCUCUAGUUUAUGCUGGCUAUAUUCCCUCGUCGUCGGCAUCGCCUUGGGCGUACUCUUCUACGCCAUAGCGCAUGACCUCAGCCGCCGCCACGGGCGAAGCGACGACUUCGAGGAUGGCCGGGAACGCACCCGGGGGCGCCCACGCUCCGCACCUCCGCGUGAGCGUGCCCGCUCGCUCACCGACGCGCCUCCGCCGUACCCCAUCAAGGCCUAGUCCCCGAGUGUGGCACACCCCGGCCAUGCCGCUUAUUGAAGCGACUGCUAAAAUCCGGUAAUUCUGCACCCAACCCCGCUUUCCGCUCGCAUGCUCGCAAGCUCUCACGCCACCGUCCCUCGCCCGUCAUCGGACCCUCGAUACCCAUCGCCUCGAACCUCGCCCGGACCCUGCCUGUUGCUCAUGUACAUUGUAUGAUAUGCAUCACUAAACCCAUCCG
Messenger RNA from Cutaneotrichosporon oleaginosum, 712 nucleotides. RefSeq lists its product as uncharacterized. The record is from RefSeq and is a predicted model, not a curated record. NCBI's taxonomy places the organism in Eukaryota, Fungi, Basidiomycota, Tremellomycetes, Trichosporonales, Trichosporonaceae.